UCUAUACAGCGGAACAUUGCACACUUUCUCAAAGCACAAUUCAUAUUAUCUCAAGAUGGUCCAGUUACUCAAUAACGUAACCCGCCUCAUUGCCGGCGUCACGGUUCUUGACACCCCAAUCAUCAAUGCCUCUAUCGCGCUGGCUCAGCAAAGCCUCCCGUUGAAUGGUUUCAACCACGUCAUGCGAGCCUGGAUUAAUGGUCAAGCUCUCAUUAAUCAUCUGCCCGCCAAGAACCGCUCGCACAUUGAUGUGGAGGCGUUUAGCGUUGCCGCUAUCUUACAUGAUCUUGGAUGGGCAUUUAACACCAGCUUUGUGUCUGACGACAAGUGGUUCGAGGUCGACGGGGCAGAGGCUGCCAAAAGCUUCAUACGCAACCGGACCCAGGCGGAAGAAUGGGACGACCAUCGAGUACAGCUAGUUUGGGACGCUAUUGCGCUCCACACCAGUACGGACAUUGCGAAAUUCAAACAGCCUGAGGUACUAUACACCAGCGCUGGAACCAUCUUGGAAUUGAUCGGCCCGGAGUUGGCGAAGGAGCAAUGGGGUGAUAUCAUUACUGUCAAUCAAACACAAUGGGAAAAUAUUCUGGACGCUUUCCCCAGAUCGCAAUUUAGGGAUUAUCUCUUCGACACCCUGACCCAUUUUUGUCGCGAAAAGCCACAGACAACAUAUAAUAACGGUCUUUACAGUAUUGGGGAGAAGUAUGUGGCGGGGUAUAAUGCGACGGGGCAUCAAAUGGUUGACAUCCUAGAGUCAGUGAUGGCGGCUGAUGAGUGA
This is a messenger RNA of Periconia digitata, 778 nucleotides long. The record is from the annotation of a GenBank genome assembly. Lineage: Eukaryota; Fungi; Ascomycota; Dothideomycetes; Pleosporales; Periconiaceae.